AUGCAGGGCCCCCCAGACGCGAAUCUGGCUAUCCUCUUGCACGCAGCCACGGCGCUCGACCUUUAUGCGCUGAAGUUUAGACGCCCCCCGCCUUUGCCUUUUGACCCCGUGGGACCCGCCCCGAAACUGCCGAACUGGGACGAGGUUUUGGAGGGGGCGCAGGCGCUCGAAGAGAUCGUGCACUCGGGGGAUGGCGUUUUCGUGCAGCGCAAACUCAACCAGUUGUAUAAGAAGUGGGCUAGUUUCUUGGAGACGGAACUCAUGGGCGCCUCGGGCACCAUCUUGUCAUGCACAGGGGCUCGAGGCAAGGCACCACAGCUUCACUUGAUGCAAAUUCUAGAUCAGGACCGUCGGCCACCCACCGUGCACCCUGAUUUGCAUGCUUUGAAACGGAUGUCGAUUAAGUUCAAGUUGCCCAUCACCUGCCUGAAGGGAAAUCAACGACACCAGGCCGACGUCGGGGGCGCUCCCCGCGGACCCAUGGUGCCCGAGCCAGCGCAGCCCCAGGCACCACUCGGCGGCGGCCCGUGUGGCAGCGACGCUGCUCGGUGGUAUCAGUCGGGAGGCGCAGACGCAGGCUCGGGCGCCAACAGCGCCAUCACAGAUGAAGCCUACCACAAGUUCUACGGCAGCGCACCUGGAGCUGGGGUGCAGUACCCGCUGACGUUGAUCUCGCCGGCACUUUUGAAUCGGCACCUGCGCCUGGCCGUCCAAGCAUACCACGAGCGCAGAUCAGGGGCUCCGCUGCGCCGCGCGCGCGCGUGCUCGCGCGCGUGCCAGCAGGGGCCCGCUGGAGCCGCCUGGCGGGCCAGCUCCCCGGACACGAUGGCGGGGGCAGGCGGCGGUGCCGACCAGGAUAUGGCCCCCGAAGCCGGCGACGAAGCCCAGGACUGGGACGCCGAGGCAGAGGAAAUGGACGAGGAGCUCCGGAGGGGCAACUGCCAGGAGGUGGAGUUCGAGAGCGACGACGACAUGCCGGAGGACUCCGACGGUGACGUCAUGGACAACCCCGACGAGGAGAUAGGUGUCAUCAACGAGAAUGACAUCUACUCCGACGAAGACCUCGCACAUCAGGGAGUAGACGACGCCGUGACAUCUGUGGCGCAUGCGGAGAGCGUUCUCUCGGUGAUGGUGAACCCGACCGAUUGGAAUAGCUUGGUGACUGGUGGCCAGGACGACGUCGCCGUUCUGUGGCACAUCGACGAGCAGAACGGCUCCCUCGCCUGCACGCAGCGGUUUCGCUUGCAGGGCCACACGGACUCCGUGAUACAGGUGGCGUUCAGCAACGACGGGCAGUACGUCGCGACGGGCUCAUACGACGGGACCGUGCGCAUAUGGACUCCGCAGGACGGGGCCCUGGUGCACGCGCUGGACGGCCCGUCCAAGGAGGUGGAGUGGAUAUCUUGGCAUCCGAAGGGGCACGCGAUCCUCGCCGGCUCCACGGACACCAUGGCGUGGAUGUGGUGGGCGCCCACAGGGAAGCUGAUGCAGAUCUUCGCCGGGCACGCGCAGGGCGUGACCUGUGGCUGCUGGCCCAUGGGCGGCAAGCUGGUCUGCACGGCCUCGGAGGACCGCGCCAUCAUAGUGUGGAACCCGCGGACGGGGUCUCCCCAGCACCACGCCAAGCAGGUGCACGAGGGCGCCAUCGUGAGCAUCUGCGCGCACCCCGAGGGGCCCGUAGUGGUCACCGGCAGCGAGGACGGCUCGUGCAAGGCGACGCACAUCGAGACAGGCAACACCCUGGCAAACCUCGUCGGGCACACGGAGUCUGUGGAGGCGGUCGGCUUUAGCAACCCUUCGCAGGGCGCCAUCCUGCUGCUGGCUAGCGCGAGUAUGGAUGGCAAGGUCAAUGUUUGGGACGGAAAGACCUUCGAGCUCCGAUGCUCCCUCACGGACCACUUCGAGCAAGGCGGCGUCGUCCGUUUCAGGUGGCUUCCGGCGCCUGUCUACGGCUCCUGGCUCAGCACCUGCGCCACAGACGGCACUGUGCGGUUGUACGACGCCUUGGCGGGCCAGUGCAUACGAACGUUACGGGGCCACAGCGACACAGUGCUGGACUUGUCCGUGGCGAUUGGGCGCGCAACGGAGGGCCCCCCUGGGAGUCACCAGCUUAGGAUAGCGACAGGGUCCGACGACAACACUUGUCGGUUCUUCUCGGUGGCCUUGUGGACGGCUGGGCACACCGAGCCGGCCGUGCCGAAGGCCGCCCAGAGCACCAGCGCCGAACCGAACGCUCCAACGCCAGAGCGAAACCCGCACUUGCCGCUGGCACCAGCCGGGGCCUCAGCCCCGGCGCGAUGA
Molecule: messenger RNA, 2301 nt
Organism: Prorocentrum cordatum
Lineage: Eukaryota; Dinophyceae; Prorocentrales; Prorocentraceae
Source: the annotation of a GenBank genome assembly